Molecule: messenger RNA, 3073 nt
Organism: Anopheles moucheti
Lineage: Eukaryota; Metazoa; Arthropoda; Insecta; Diptera; Culicidae
Product: carcinine transporter
Exons: 6
Coding region: 895-2922 (675 amino acids)
Biological process (GO): transmembrane transport
Cellular component (GO): membrane
Molecular function (GO): transmembrane transporter activity
Source: RefSeq, a predicted model, not a curated record
UGUGCACGGCAGGCAAGCGAAAACACCAUGCUGGCCAAUCGAUUCUGGUAGUGUGCAAGUUUCGUGGUGUAUCUUCCGAGUGGAUAUUGUCCUGUUGGAAAUGUUGUGCAAAGAAGAUAAACUUUGUGUAAAAAUAGAUCGAAUGUCCGCUUAGAAAUCGAAGGAGUGAAUGCCCGUUCCAUUGAAGAUAUUCAACAUCAAUCAGACCUGCAUCAGCUGAAUGACCUCAGGAAGCGUCCUCUGUGUUUCGUAUAGCAUGUGGAUACAUCCACAGCGCGUGUACACUUAUCCGAUCCAGCUGGAUCAGAUAGGUUACGAAAAGCCCCACGGUGGUUUCGAUUGAGGUUGCGGCGUUUGCUCGUCUAAACGAUCGGCUGGGAAAGUUCGCCGAACAGCGCAUACGCAUAAAGAAGUAGGGGAAUUUUUGCGUACCUGAUGUGAUGCGGAUAGAUGCAAUUGAGUGAGCACGUGCCAUGGUAGACAACGGGUUCCAAAAGUGUCCAGUGAAACGCAGAUCCUAGCUCACACCACCCAACCAUUCAGAGUUCGAUACGGAUACGACAACGUUCGUUUAUUUGCGCCGAAGAGAGUGAGGGCCGUUCUUGUGUCACGAAACAUAGCACAAACCAUGUUGGGUGCACUAAUUAAAUAAUCACCGUGCGCAAAAGAACGUCCACCAGCGUCUGAGAGCAGUAGGCUACGGUGGAAGAAGUGCUUUGCUUGAAGUGUUCCUGUAACUCUAAACGGUGCACAUCAACGGAGGCCGUCGUUAAGGCGAAAAAGCGUACGACAUUAUACGCGCGCAAAGCCACACGGAGGAAGGCAACGUGGUGCGACAGUAUUAGUGAGCACAACGGGGUUUUGUGCUACACCGGAAGCAGAGACACGGAAGUCAUGAACGGCAAAAGGAGGAACAGUUCGGCAAAGCCGUCCUUAGAUCUACCGAAGGAGUUGAACGAGGAGGAGGAAAAUGAGGAUGAGGCGGAGGUCCUGGAGAGUGAGAAGAUGAUGUCCGAGGAACCUUUCGAUUUGGAUGAGCUGCUCCCCGUGAUAGGAGAGUUUGGUCGUUAUCAGAAGCUAUUGCUGUGGUUAAUAUGUCUUCCCGCCUGCAUACCGUGCGGGUUCUGUGCAUUCAAUCAACUAUUUAUGACGGACGUACCAGAGGAGUACUGGUGCCGGGUACCGGAACUCGAAAACUUCACCGCCGAGGAACGCAAAAUGUACUCCAUACCGAUGGUGGAGCUUGACGGGGUGGAAAGUUACAGCAAAUGUUCCCGCUACGCAGUGGAUUGGAAAGAGAUACUGAACUACAGCGACGAUCUAGAAGGGCCGCUGGCACCGAACAGCUCAUGGCCAACUGAACCGUGUGUGGAUGGAUGGGAGUACAACACCACCGUUGUACAGUCAUCUAUAGUGAUCGAUUUCAAUCUGGUGUGCGAUUACGACAUCUAUCCCACACUAGGGCUGGUAGCGCUCAACACCGGUGGUCCCGUCGGUGUGUAUCUGUUCGGGCUGCUAAACGAUCGUCUCGGCCGGCGGAUAUCGUACUUCUCCUGUCUGGCAACGCUGCUCAUCGGUAGCUUCAUUACCGCCGCCAGUACCAGCUUCUGGAUGUGGGCAUUCAGCCGCGUAAUCGUCGGCCUCACCAUACCGGCCGUCUACCAAAUCCCGUUCAUCAUUGCGCUCGAACUGGUCGGCCCGAACUAUCGGUCCUUCGUCACCGUAAUGACCUGUACGUUCUACACGUUUGGCAUCAUGAUGCUGGCCGGUGUUACCUAUCUGAUACGGGACUGGGUACAGCUGACCCUUUACACCUCCGUACCGUUUCUGUUCUACUUUCUCUAUCUGCUCGUAAUGCCAGAAUCUCCUCGCUGGCUGCUGAUGAAGGGUAAGCUAGAGCAAGCGCUGCUAAUACUGGAGAAGAUGGCCAACGUUAAUGGCAAGCAGCUGCCGGACAGUUUUCGAAAGCGGCUGCAGCAGCGCGUCCAGGCGGAGAAGAGCCGUACGACGAAGCGCACGGAACAGACGAUCGGUGCGUUCGAUCUGUGCAAAACGCCCAACAUGAGACUGAAGACGAUACUGAUCACGUUGAACUGGUUUGCCAACGAGACGGUCUACCUGGGACUGAGCUAUUAUGGACCAUCGUUGGGGGAGAACCAGUACCUUAGCUUCUUUCUGUCCUCGCUCGUCGAGAUACCGAGCUACAUUAUUUGUUGGAUUAUCAUGGACCGAUGGGGACGCCGGUGGCCAAUGUGUUUACUAAUGAUACUGAGCGGUAUUAGCUGUAUUGUAACUGUCGUCCUGUCGGAGGAUGCUGUUACGGAAACACUCGUACUGUACCUGCUGUCCAAGUCGAUGAUAUCGGCCUCGUUCCUGAUCAUUUAUCCGUUCGCUGGGGAGCUCUAUCCGACGCAGGUUCGUGGUGUUGGCAUCGGCACAUCCAGCUACAUCGGUGGACUCGGUCUUAUCGUUAUACCAUUCAUUACAUACUUGGGCAAAGAAAACCUUCGCCUACCACUCGUCAUAAUGGGAUGCGUGUCCGUACUCGGUGGGUUCACCGGGCUUCGGUUACCGGAAACGCUACACCAUCGUCUUCCCCAAACGCUCGAAGAGGGCGAACUGUUCGGGCAGGACUGGACCUUCGACGAGUGUUUCCGGUGCAUUCCGAGCAAAAAGUCACCCACGAGCUCGUACGAGAACCUCUCGCACGAUCCGUCCGAUGCGGCACUCGAGCUGAAUGCGGCCGUCCCGAUCAAUGCCGGUACGUUCGCUACCGGGUCCGGUUCGUGCUCUACCGAACGGACACCGCUCGAGCUGGCCCGGAUACGCCGGCAAUCGAUGAAGCGGCUCGUACGGCAGGCUAGCACGAUGGACACGCAGAAAACGAAGGAUGGUGCUAUGCAGCUGACUUACUGGUUUUGAAAUCAAAAGCUCACCGGCACCAGUGGCCACCGAAAGGUCGUUUGUGAUAUAUGACAUCGGAAACAAUGUGAACCCCCACACACACACACACAGAGACACAUACACCGUGGAUGUAUUUUUUGUAUUAACAAUAAAGAAAUACGUAUAUGUA